Penicillium coprophilum is the source of this 756-nucleotide messenger RNA. RefSeq lists its product as uncharacterized. The coding region runs from base 1 to 756 and encodes 251 amino acids. The transcript has 2 exons. Gene Ontology annotation, cellular component: cytoplasm. The record is from RefSeq and is a predicted model, not a curated record. Gene Ontology annotation, molecular function: hydroxymethylbilane synthase activity. NCBI's taxonomy places the organism in Eukaryota, Fungi, Ascomycota, Eurotiomycetes, Eurotiales, Aspergillaceae. Gene Ontology annotation, biological process: heme biosynthetic process.
AUGUGUCCUUUGGACGGAGAAGGCAAGCCCAAACUAGGCUUUGUACACUGGCCCUAUCUGAAGGUCUUAGAGGUUGAGUGUGUGCCACCCUGGCUCGCGGCAAUUCCGCCCCGGGACGAUCCCCGGGACGCGCUGAUCGUAAAGCCCGGCCUGCCAUAUACGAGCUUGAAGGAGCUCCCCGAAGGUGCAAUUCUUCGCCGUCUCUACAUCGAUCUUCGCUUUGCGAAUAUCCGCGGAAAUGUGGAGACUCGUCUGGCCAAAGUCGAUAAGCCAGACAGCGAGUAUACGUGCAUGAUUAUAUCCGUCGCAGGUCUGGAGCGUGUGAGUCUCAAGUAUCGUAUCAACCAGUACCUGCAAUCUAAGAAUGGGGGCAUUUUUCAUGCCGUUGGGCAAGGUGCCCUGGGCUUGGAGAUUCGCAAGGGAGAUACGAAGAUGCAAAAAGUAAUUGACCAACUGGGUGACCGAAAGUCAACUCUCGCCUGCCUUGCUGAGCGGUCGCUCAUGAGAACUCUUGAAGGCGGUUGCAGUGUUCCCAUUGGGGUUGAGACAGAGUGGAUCCACCCCGAGGACUUGAAGAUGAAGGCUAUUGUUGUCAGUCUGGAUGGUUCUGAGGGUGUUGAAGAUUCCCUUGAGGGGAGUGUUCAGACUAUCGACGAUGCAAUGGCCCUCGGAAAAGAAAUGGCGGCAAGACUGGUCAAGGCUGGUGCAGAGGCAAUCCUCAAGGACAUUAACAUGAGCCGUCCAUCCAAGGAUUGA